GGUCUCUGGCUCUCUUGCGUCUUCUCUUGUUGGACUGACCGAGGAGCUAGCGAGCCAAGCAAAGCAAGCAUGGAGGCCGGCGGCGCAGGCGAGGUGCGGCACUGGAACGCGGACGUCAAUGACAUCUCGCUCCACGUCGCUGAGCAGGGACCCGCCGCCGGGUCGGCAGUCCUCCUCCUCCACGGCUUCCCGGAGCUCUGGUUCUCAUGGCGCCACCAGAUGGCUGCACUCGCCGCGCGCGGCUUCCGCGCUCUCGCCCCCGACCUCCGCGGCUACGGAGACUCCUCCGCCCCCGCCGACCCUACCGCCUACUCCAUCUUCCACAUCGUCGGCGACAUCGUCGCGCUCCUGGACCACCUCGGCCUCCCCAAGGUGUUCGUCGUGGGGCACGACUGGGGCGCGCUGGUGGCGUGGCAUCUCUGCUUGUUCCGGCCGGACAGGGUACACGCCGUCGUCAAUCUGGGGGUGCCGUACUUUCCCCGCAGCCCUCGCCCGAUGACGGAGUCCUUUGCGGCGCUCGGCGACAGCUUCUACAUUGUGCAGUUCCAGGAGCCUGGAAGGGCUGAAAGGGCAUUUGGUCGCUAUGAUGUUGCGACUGUCCUAAAGAAAUUCUACUCCAUUGAAAUCGAUGAACUCAUUGCUCCUCCUGGAGUAGAGAUGAUAGACUUUCUUGAGGCACCUUCAUCGCCACUUCCCUGGAUCACUGAGGAAGAACUUGGUCAGUAUGCCGAAAAGUUCCAGAAGUCUGGGUUCACUGGACCCCUCAACUACUACCGCAUGUUGGACACGAACUGGAGACUUACUGCACCUUGGAAUGGAGCGAAAAUCACAGUGCCUGCUAAGUUUAUUCUUGGCGAAAAGGACAUUGGUCUCCAGUCCUUUGGAACUGAGCACUACGUCAAGAGUGGGGGUCUAAAGUCCAGUGUUCCAGAUCUUGAGGUUGCGAUCAUCGAAGGUCACCAUUUCCUCCAACAAGAGCAGGCCGAGAGAGUGAAUUCUGAGAUACUUUCCUACCUGGUCAAGUUUACCAGUGAGGCAUCAGCUUGAUUUUGCCUCAAUCAUGCCUGAGAGAAAGAUGGUAUAAGAUAUUCUCCAAUCUAUGGGAAACCGGAUGUCUGGAAAUUAGCUUUUCUUAACUGAAAAUGGUGUAGCUGAUCGACUUUUGUGCUUCAAUAAGUGAGAGCUAGCCAUCAAUUUGCAUGCUUAUAGGAAUAAAAAGAGCUUGUAAAGUACUUGGUACUCAAACCUUUUGUAGCGGCAUGGUGUUAUUUGAAGCACUGUAUUUUGUUUCCAAUCUCCCUGAAAUUCGUAUGGGCACCAUGACUGAAAGCAGUAAGGGAUCUGAGGAAGAUAAUUAGAAUAGA
Messenger RNA from Phragmites australis (common reed), 1364 nucleotides. RefSeq lists its product as uncharacterized. The record is from RefSeq and is a predicted model, not a curated record. Gene Ontology annotation, molecular function: hydrolase activity. Bases 70 to 1047 code for a protein of 325 amino acids. Lineage: Eukaryota; Viridiplantae; Streptophyta; Magnoliopsida; Poales; Poaceae. The transcript has 4 exons.